GGACCCAACAACGUCCCAAAGUAUGCCAGCAGCCGAUAAACGAAACCGAAGAACUUGAGUCUCAACUAUUCGCGCCAAGCCGGUUGUCGAGAGAACGUCUUCAGCAUGGCCUGUUUAAGUGUUCCAGUUUGGACAUGCGGCCGCGACUGGUGACCAAUGAAAGUGUGACGUAUCGAUGUGUUUUUUCUUAAUCGCAACCUCAAACAAGCGGAAGUCGGGCUGGAUAUCAUGCAUCCUUUAACUUAUCGUUUAGUUUUCACCGGCUUGUUCUGUUUGGUAAGUGCUGUUUACGGAAGUGAAAAUGUAACUAUUGAAGAGGUGCCGGUGGAAGCGCUGGUCAAUCUAACCGGCAACAAUGAGCUGUGGACCGUGCUGUUAAAAGACUGCAAAAAGCCGACGUUGAUUUGCGUGCAAAACAACAUCUUCAAGUAUCUGAAAACCACGUUGGAUGAAACUGAAGAUCUGCAAUUCAACAACUUUCUGAAAUUCUCCAAAAACAAGCUCAACUACGCAUCCGCUGAAAGAGCUUUUGACACGAACAGCACUGAUGAAGAAGCUGACGAUGAUGAAUCUCCAAUUGAAGCCAUGGCGCGUACGCUCAAAGACAACACCGCGAAAUUCUUCAUGACCCAUGAUCUGGAAGUGGCUCUUCCGGAUGGACUUCUACCGAACAGCGUGCUCAAAAUCGCUCCACAGGGAUUCGGAAACAAUGCGGCCCAAGUCCAUCUGGAAAUCGUCUCCAAAGAUCUGGAUGCAGCAAGAGCACUGCAAGAGGGGGGCAGGACAUUUAAACGAAUCCGGAAAUUUAUCAACGAGCGGAUCAUUUACGCCCUUCUGGCACUUCUUCUUGUCAUUAAGCUGCUGGCUUUCAAGUUCCUGUUCCUCCUGCCUUUGAUAGUAGGCGCCGCCACCGCUAAGAAGCUGCUGCUCAAGAUUCUUCUUUUUGUGUUUCCGUUCUUGCAUCAUGUCUUCAAGUUCUGCGCUUAUUACCCAAUUCAGGCCAAGUAUCAUCACCAUAAGCAUUUGAUAUCACAUAUCCAUCAGGUCGCUCCCCAUCACGACUUCCAUGAUCAGCAUGAGUCUUAUGGGCCUCCAGCAGAAGAACACCAUGGGCCUGACACUCAUUUCACUGAGUUUGAUGAUGAUGUCAGUGUUUUGCCUGAUGAUGGUUCUGGGUUCCCUCAUGGAUUAAUAUCCCAUCGAAAAGACCCAAAUCAAAUCAACGAUUUAUCUCCUUAUGGAUCAGUUCAUCCGACUAGACGGAAGCCUGGUAGACCUUUAACCUCGACAGAAAUCGAAAGGAUAAUCGCUAAAGCAGAGAAAGAGGCAAUAAUAAAAGCUCGCUUGGAGAAAGAGCGGCUUCGAAUCCGGGACGAAAACCUCAAGCUGCAGGAUCAGCUGAACCAAGCCAUUAAGCUCCAAGAAAAGCUGAAGCAGCAGGCAGUGUAUUUGAACAAAAAACUUCCACCUACAAAAAUAGGUUCUUCAGUUUCAUACAAUAGGCUUGCGGGAGGUGCAGGUGGUGCAGGAGGCCUCCAUCCGCCUCCCCUCCAAGGCUCGCCCUUUGAUGUGAGCAGCGCGAAUUCAGAUGGUCCAGGUCUUGAGCUGCCUGCUGGCUACAUACCACAACACACUGUGCCUCAACGGCCGGUACAAAGUGUUUCACAGCCUCAGCAAAAUGUAUUCGACCAAAAAUAUCAAACAAUCCACCAAAAUCACUUCGAGCAACAGUAUCAGAACAGCUUACAAACGAAACUCGACCAGCAAUAUCAACCCACGCAGCUGAGCGCUCAGAAACAACCUUCUCAGCAGCCUGGCCCGGUUUAUAAGCCACAAGCUCAGAACCAGCAGCCGACAGUGGUUCAGAUACAGAAGUCGGUUGAGUACGAUCCGAGAAUUGGGUCGUUUGAAAACAGCAAAGAAGUGCAGAGCGUUGGAGCUGGGGCUCAGAACUUCAAUGUGCAGAAAGCGGCUCAAAACGUGGAUAAAACCCGCAAAGUUGAAAAACCAAGUUCCACAACGCCAAAGACUACAUUGGAGCAGGCAAUCUACCAAGCAGCUGCGAUCACUUUUGACCCAUUCUAUUCGCCAAUUUUACAGAAAAUCGAUAAAAUCCUCCAGGGGCUGGGAUUUAAUGAGGAACCAUGUAAAGAAAGAUUGAUUUGCAGCAUGUACAAAAAUCCCACUACUUUUAGCCCCCACAGCAAUUUACUAUCAGCUGAACUUAGCAGAGACUCCAGUGAAUUGCAGAAACCAACUUCGACCAAUUCUGUAGUGGUGCGGUUCUAUAAAUAUGUGCAGGCAGCUAGAGAUGGCCAAGACCAAAGAGAUUGCUUGAGAUUGUAUCCUUCAUGCACCAUCAACACUGAAGUAUCUUAAGCAUCGCUUAAGGAUGAUGGAAGAACAUAGACAAAUAACAGUGUAGAACGUGCAGUUUUGCUCCAAACCAAAUAUUAACAAUAUUAGUCUGUAGCAUAUUAUUUAUUCAUUGUCGUGCCAAAUACUCUUGGACUUUUUAUUUAUUUCUCUAUUUUAAUCGCUGGACGCUCAUGAAUUAGUAAUAAAUUUAUUUUCCUUCAAACGUGUAGGGUUUAGUGUAUGUUGCAACCGCUUGUUUGAAGCCCAUGCUUACUCUGGACUCUCAAGCACUAGAAAAUAAUUUAUUUUUCUCCAAACAUGUAGAGUUUGUCUUUUAUUUAUUUCAACUUAUUGACGCUAAUUUAUAAUAAGAAAUAUUUUAUUUAAAUUUAAAAAUAAUCCAUUAGAUAGUUGUAAGAAAAAUGCUCAAAGAAUGUUUGGGUGUGCUGUACAUAAACGACAAAAUGAGUUUGAUCUAGUUCUGCAAAUUGCUUAGCUUUUAGUUGGGUCUAGUUCUAGUUUUAUAGGAAUUAUUAAACGAAUUUGUUAAUGGGUGAUGGGAAAGUCGGAAAAAGUUUUUGUUUAAUAAUUCGAUAGACAAUUUUAGCAAUAAGAUAAAUUAUUUGUUAAUCUGGAUAAAUCUGGAAAAUGUGGGUUUAGUUCUUAGAAGUGCAUUGUGAUAAUGCAUUUACCUGAAGACAAAAGUACAUUUUACCUUGCGCUG
This is a messenger RNA of Dendroctonus ponderosae (mountain pine beetle), 3082 nucleotides long. RefSeq lists its product as uncharacterized. The record is from RefSeq and is a predicted model, not a curated record. Bases 229 to 2379 code for a protein of 716 amino acids. Lineage: Eukaryota; Metazoa; Arthropoda; Insecta; Coleoptera; Curculionidae. The transcript is spliced from 8 exons.